UAUUGGCUUGCAAGCUAUGUAGCCGAUGUAGCCCAGCGUGGCCACCCGCAAUGGCUCUGCUCAGUCCUGCUGAGGUGGAGCGAUGGCUCCAGAGCCUGGGAGGUCUACUGCCUCGCGAGGCUAUUUCCGCGCUGGUAGAUGAGGUUCGGAGCCAGGGGAUGGAUGGCGCCGCCUUUGAUGGCCUCGUCGCCAGUCGAGCAAUGCCGGCACUGGGAGAUUCCGUCCGCCCAUCUCACAUGGCGACCCUUCGACGGUGUUGGAAUGCCAAGCGGCCGAUGAACCUCGGGACAACGCCCAAAGAGGAAGGGAAAGGACAGAGGUUGGAGCAAAAGCCGAUCACACCAGCGAGGUUUGAUCCACCUCCACGUGAGCCGGUCGUCUCGGCAUUGCCGGAGGUCUCCCUUGAGCUUUCCAUCGAGAAGGAAGAGGAGCCAGCAGAAGUUCCAGACGCAGAUCCCUCCACUCCAUUGAGUAGUGCUCUGCAGAAGCAGAAGGCCUCCAGACCACCACAGGUCCCGCGAUUGGAUCUAUCAAUGGUGCACAAGAAAGGAAGUCGAAGUGACUCCGACAAUCUGAUGAAGCACGAGUGGAAGGCUGGAAGGGUGCACGGAAAGCCGAGCUCUUCAGCACCUGAUGAGGCUCACAGGGCUGGCUUUGCUUUCGCCAGUGCUGAG
Cladocopium goreaui is the source of this 674-nucleotide messenger RNA. Lineage: Eukaryota; Dinophyceae; Suessiales; Symbiodiniaceae. The record is from the annotation of a GenBank genome assembly.